Molecule: messenger RNA, 195 nt
Organism: Vittaforma corneae ATCC 50505
Lineage: Eukaryota; Fungi; Microsporidia; Nosematidae
Exons: 1
Coding region: 1-195 (64 amino acids)
Biological process (GO): nucleotide-excision repair; transcription initiation at RNA polymerase II promoter; transcription by RNA polymerase II
Cellular component (GO): transcription factor TFIIH core complex; transcription factor TFIIH holo complex
Source: RefSeq, a predicted model, not a curated record
AUGGUAAAGGCGGUCAAGGGAAGUCUGAUUGAAACAGAGCCAAGUAUAAAAGAAGUGAUUCUGAAGCUUGGUGAAAAUGAGAAGUUUGUAAUUGAGGAAAUAGACGAUUGUAGAAUUUUCAUAACACAGGAAGCAGCAGCCGGAAUCAAAGAAAGAGUUUCAAAAAUCAUGUCAUUGGACAAAGAACCAAGAUAG